AUGACGGCAAAAUCAGUACGUGAGGGCGGCCCAGACCUCAAAGGACCAUUUGACUUUCCAGAUACCCCCCUCAGUCGCGCAGCACAUCAACCAUUAUUACUAGGAGUCUUCCUGAAUCUUCAAGACAUAAAUAUCUCCAGUUACCCCACCAGCAACACCUGGACCUUUGACUAUAACGUUAAUAUCGUCCGUCAAGCCGAAGCUCUAGGUUUGGAACUCGCAUUUAGUCGCACACAAUGGUUGCCCAAAGGCGGUUACGACGGAGAGGCUUCGCUUGAUGCUUUUGUUGCUCUCGGUGCCAUGGCUGCAGUAACCAAGACCAUCAUGCUGAUUUCAACUAUGCAUGUCCUCUACGGACCAUUGCAUCCACUCCACAUCGCCAAAUACGGAGCAACGCUCGACCAUAUCGCUAAAGGCAGAUGGGGGAUUAAUAUUGUGACUGAGCUAUUCAACGUUGUCAACAGUCUCUGGGGUGAAACUGACAAUCUUUCUUACAAAAGAAAAGUGUCACCAUGGAGUCUUGAAAAUGCUUGGAUUACUCCCAAGCCACUCUUUGGUCGCCCGGUACUGGUCAACGCAACCGGAUCACCUGCUGGAAUGGAGUUUGCUGCCCAGUAUUCGGACUUGAUUUUCAUUACUUCGCCGGGAGGUGUGCAUAUCGAGAGUGCGUUGGAGACAUUGCCCGAGCAUAUUGCGGUUAUCAAAGCAGCGGCGAGAGCUAAAGGGCGUACCAUUAAGACUUUGAUAAAUCCAGUCAUUGUGUCGCGGCACACGCCAGAGGAAGCUGAAGCAUAUGCUCAGAGCAUUUUUGCUGGAAAGCCGAAGACGGAUAGUAAGGCAACAUUUGGCAAUACCAAUGCAAAGGCCUGGGAUAGUGAUGCUCACGCUUGGCGAGGGAGAAAGGAUGCUAGGCACAAGCAGGGACUGGGCCUUGGUGGAAAUAUUGAAAUUAUUGGGUCCCCUGAGCAGGUUGUUGAGCAGUUAGUUGCGUUGCAUAAACUUGGUAUUGAUGGCGUGCAGCUUUGCUUCUAUGAUUUUGAGAAGGAUUUGGAAUAUUUUGGGAGGAAGAUCCUACCACUGUUAGAGGAAGCUGGGUUACGGGUGCCAAUCAAGACAGAUGCUGAGGGGUUGAGCCGCUGUGUGAUUGUGAGACUUGGACAACAACAAUAA
Mollisia scopiformis is the source of this 1170-nucleotide messenger RNA. RefSeq names its product luciferase-like monooxygenase. Bases 1 to 1170 code for a protein of 389 amino acids. Lineage: Eukaryota; Fungi; Ascomycota; Leotiomycetes; Helotiales; Mollisiaceae. The transcript has 3 exons. The record is from RefSeq and is a predicted model, not a curated record. Gene Ontology annotation, molecular function: oxidoreductase activity, acting on paired donors, with incorporation or reduction of molecular oxygen.